Messenger RNA from Melitaea cinxia (Glanville fritillary), 942 nucleotides. RefSeq lists its product as uncharacterized. The coding region runs from base 4 to 921 and encodes 305 amino acids. The record is from RefSeq and is a predicted model, not a curated record. The transcript has a single exon. Lineage: Eukaryota; Metazoa; Arthropoda; Insecta; Lepidoptera; Nymphalidae. Gene Ontology annotation, molecular function: nucleic acid binding.
CUUAUGGAAAGGCCUGAUAUUGUAGCUUGGAGAUACAGAUACUUAACUAUUUUGAAACAACAUCGCGAUGAAGGUAGGCCUGUUGUAUUCUUGGACGAGACUUAUAUUCACGCGUCUUACACAGUGAAUAAAUGCUGGCAAAUAGAAAAUGAAGGUGUCCUAAAAAACGAUUCUGCUGGUGCACGAUGGAUAAUUGUUCAUGCGGGUGGUGAAAUGGGGUUUAUACCAAAUGCUUUAUUAAUUUUUAAAUCCCAGUCGAAAUCAGGUGACUACCAUGAUGACAUGAACAAAACAAAUUUCAUGAAAUGGCUUCAGGAAAAACUAAUUCCUAACUUGCCGGCUAAUAGUUUAGUGGUUAUGGAUAAUGCCCCUUAUCACACGGUAAAGUUAAACAAGGCACCAACAUUAAGCUCUACCAAAGCAGAAAUGCAAAACUGGAUCAUAAAUAAGGGGUUAUCGUAUCUGCCUACAAUGGUAAAAGCUCAACUUUAUAAAAUUAUAAAAGAACAUAAAGAAGCUCCAAUAUAUGAAGCCGAUCAAAUGCUUCAAGCUCAUGGCCACAAAGUAGCUAGAUUACCGCCGUAUCACUGCGAGUUAAACGCAAUUGAAUUUAUGUGGAGUCUUGUCAAAAGGCGAGUAGCAAAUAAAAACGUAGGACAAGAAACAAACAAUAUAGUUAAUUUAGCUGAAGAAGCUUUUCAAAGUAUCACUGCAGAAGACUGGCAAAAACAAUGCGAACAUGUGCGCCACAUUGAAGACAAGCUUCGUGAAAGAGAUGUGUGUAUGGACGCUGAAAUGGACAGGUUCAUAAUAGAAUUAAAUAAUGAGUCUGAUACAGAAUCUGACAGCAGUUCCGAAGAUUCAUCUGAUAGUGAUUAUUCAUCAUUGGCAAUCCACAUGGAUCAUGCUUAUUCAAAAUAAAAAAUAUAUUUAUAAUUCAAA